AUGUGCUUCGCCAAAACAAUCUACACAUGCCAGCACCAGGAACGAAAACGCGUAACCUGCCGCAAGACAUGGCGCCAGCGAGCGGGCUGGUGCUUCCGUCCGGUCCUCCUCUUCUUCUUUGGCGACGCCCCGGAAGAGCCCUGCAGCGAGCUCCGCGUCAACAACACCGUCUGGCCCAACGUGGUCUGCCCAGAGUGCCGUACCGCCGAGGAGACCGGGAUCGCCACCAAGGGCAUGGUCACUAGUACGACCACGACGAACAAGUAUCGCGAGAAGCUCACGCCCGCGGCGCUGGCGGCCUCGCGGCGGCGUAAGGAGGAACAGGAUAAAAAGGAGGAAAAGAUGCGGACGAAUUACUGGUCGAUCCAGGAGGACUACCAGGAGGGGCUGAGGAAGCGGGAAAUGGAAGAGGCUGCUCGACUUCAGGGCGGCGGCGGUGAUGCUGUGGUUGCUGGCGGGAGCGAAGAUUACGCUGAUAGGCCUCUGCCCGCUCUUCCUGCCUUUCCUGCUGCUUCGGUUGGGGACACUCGCGGGGAUCCGGGGUAUCAGGAUCCACGGCUCCGUUCCAAGAAUAUGUUUCCUCCGCCUCCGCCUCCACCUCCUCCUCCACCGGUGCCCGAAAAUAAGAAGACCACCAGAAAGAAGCGCAGGAGAAUGGAACCUCCCGUCAUACCCGGAAGACAGCAAAAGCGACGAUGCUCAGAAGACAAAUGGAGACGACACCCACAAGAAAAAAAGAGACGACGGGUGGAGGAGCGAACAGGACGAAACUCAUACGACCAAACGAGCCAAAGUUCAGAAGAGGGCGCAUAUGAACGACCAACAAAGGAGAACCACUACGGCAGAGGCACCGCCUCGGCUAGACAAGCCGCUGACGAGGCCAUCAGGAUCAUGAAGGCAGCCGAUGGGCCAUCACCGGCCAGACAACCCAUCGCCGUGAGACGGGGCAGGGAGAUGAAGCAACUGGCUAACAGCUACCGAGAGGAGCGAGCCGCGCCGUGGCCCGAGGAGCCGAGUAUUCAACGACGUCCCACGCCCCCGCCUUCGCCGGAGCCGGAGAAGGCGUCAAAGAAGAGUGGCAAGCGCAAGGGCGGUUGGAACCCGUUUGGUAACAAGGAUCGCCGAGACGAUGUGACCCAUUAG
Messenger RNA from Colletotrichum fioriniae, 1143 nucleotides. The record is from RefSeq and is a predicted model, not a curated record. NCBI's taxonomy places the organism in Eukaryota, Fungi, Ascomycota, Sordariomycetes, Glomerellales, Glomerellaceae.